Acipenser ruthenus (sterlet) is the source of this 3977-nucleotide messenger RNA. RefSeq names its product retinoic acid-induced protein 3-like. Lineage: Eukaryota; Metazoa; Chordata; Actinopteri; Acipenseriformes; Acipenseridae. Gene Ontology annotation, cellular component: plasma membrane; extracellular exosome; intracellular membrane-bounded organelle. The transcript is spliced from 5 exons. The coding region runs from base 205 to 1338 and encodes 377 amino acids. The record is from RefSeq and is a predicted model, not a curated record. Gene Ontology annotation, biological process: G protein-coupled receptor signaling pathway. Gene Ontology annotation, molecular function: G protein-coupled receptor activity; protein kinase activator activity.
GAGCUACAGAAACACAAAGAGACAGCAAGUUCUGUACGACACACAGAGAAAGAAAGCAGAGAGAGAGAGAGAGAGAGAGACACUAUAGACUCUGUGGUGUGUUUUGGAGUUUUUUUAAAGUUUGCUGCUACAGUUGAAGGAGAGAAAGACAGUUAACAUACAGAUUCAUUUAAAGGAGUGCUACUUUUGGUGGAACAUAAAAAGAUGUUGCCUGCCUCCUCCCUCCCGCUCCUCCCCCUCCUCCUCCUCUCCCUCCUCUCCCAGCCCUCCGAAGCCAGCAGUAACAGCACUCCAGCCCCGGGCUGCGGGGCGGGCCUGGACCCGGUUUACUCUUACCUGUGCGACACGCAGGCCAGCUGGGGCAUCGUCCUGGAAACGGUGGCAGCGGCCGGCGUGGUGGUCACCCUGGCCCUGAUCAUCACCUUGCUGGGCACCGUCCCGUUCGUCUCCAACGCCAAGAAGCUGGGCAGCGUGGCCGUGCAGCUCUACCUGCUGCUGGGCACUCUGGGGCUGUUCGGCCUGACGUUCGCCUUCAUCAUCCAGGCGGACCAGCGCACCUGCCCGACCAGAGUCUUCCUCUUCGGAGUGCUCUUCACCAUGUGCUUCUCCGCGCUGGUCGCUCAUGAAGUCCGCCUGCUGGGGCUGGUGCGGAGGGAGCGGACCCCGAUCGGGGGCUGGGCGGCUCUGGGGAUCGCGCUGGGGCUGACCCUCGUGCAGGUGGUCAUCGCGGUGGAGUGGCUGCUGACCGUGCUGGUGCGAGACGGCAAUCCCUGCUUCUACAGCCAGGGGGAGUUCGUGAUGCUUCUCAUCUACGUGAUGUUCCUGAUGGCGCUGGGUCUGGUCCUGGCCGUGUUCGCGUUCUGUGGGACUCACGGGAAAUGGAAGAAGCACGGCUGCUUCGCGUUCGUGACGCUGCUGCUGUCGCUGAUGAUCUGGGUGGUGUGGAUCGUGAUGCUGACCCGGGGGAACCCGGAGCUGGGGAAGAGGCCCCUGUGGGACGACCCCGUGUUGAGCAUCGCUCUGGUGUCCAACGCCUGGGUGUUCCUGGUGUUCUUCGUGGCUCCAGAGCUGCACUUUCUCAGCAGGAAGGGGAAGGAGAGGGUGUGGGAGGAGCCCGCCUCGUCUCUGCCCACGCUGACCUACAAGAAGCACGGCGUGGACAACCAGGUCUACCUGCCCGACAACCGCGGCGCCGCUGAAUCUCCCUACGCAACUGCGAUGCCAAUGGAGAAUUUGAGACCCAAACCGGACUUCACAAUCCCGCGCCCCCAAACCACUGCUUCAGCGGAACACCCCUACAGCGACUACUACGGGAGACAUAUAAACAGCCCUGAAUAAUAACUUACUGAGAUACACUGAGAUACACUGAGAUACACACACGGAGACACACACACACGCACACACAUUGACACACACUGAGACACACACACACACUGACACACACACACAGAUACACUGAGACACACACACGGAGACACACACACACUGAGACACACACACUGACACACACUGAGACACACACACACACACACUGAGACACACACACAGAUACACUGAGACACACACACACAUUGACACACACUGAGACACACACACACUGAGACACACACACACACAUUGACACACACACACACACAUUGAUACACACACACACACACUGAGACAUACACACACACACACACACACACACACACACUGAGACACACUGAGACACACACACACACACUGAGUCACACAGACACACACACACUGAGACACACACACACACACACACACACUGAGACACACUGAGACACACACACACACACACACUGAGACACACACACACUGACACACACUGAGACACACACACACACACUGAGACACACACACACAUUGACACACACACACACUGAGACACACACACACACACUGAGACACACACACACACAUUGACACACACACACACACACUGAGACACACACACACUGAGAUACACACACACACAUUGACACACACACACACACACACACUGAGACACACACACACACACAAAGAGACACACACACACGCACACAUUGAGACACACACACACACACGCGAGCUGAAACAAUAUUUCUAUCUAACCUCUAACCCUGAUUCUAAAAUCCCGAAACCUGAUUCUGCCUCAGAUCAAUCAAUGUUUGAUUCAUUGCAAUUAUCGAAUGUUAAACGUUGUAAAAACAAAACAUAAAAGUGAAGUAGAAGGGUGUUAAGUGUUUAAAAAGACCCGCGUUGAGACGGACAGCCGGAGCAUUUCACACAGGCGACUGAUGAAGAGGAGACUGCAAAACGCACCGCGGCUUCUUACCGCUAGAGGGCAACACAUAACUCACAGCGGCUCUUAUAUGGCGCUGCCGUGGAUUUCCCGAGCAGAAGCGCAGCGCUCAAACUCACCUGGUAACAACGUCAUCCAGCGAUCAUGUGACCAAGGCAAGCGGGGAGAGACCGAGAUUAGUGACGUCAGAGGCACCUUCAAAUGACAGUUCAAAACAAAUGCAACGUCAAUAAUAAUUAUUAUUACCAUGUGACAGGGUCGUAGUCUUACUUUUUUUUUAAUUGAAUUUGUUAAUUAUAAUUGUAUUAAAAAUGAUCUUAAUCCUACACGGGUCCUUAUCCCAAAUUGUAUUCCACUAGUAUUUGUAUUGCUAUAAACGACACUGUGUUUCAGUAUGAAGCUUGCAUUUCAACUCUGUCUGCGCUGCCCUGUGACAGCUGCGUGACUCGCCCAAUACGUCAUAAUAAUGUGAAAAGGCGUGUAUAUGGAUAUAUAGGACUAUAGGACUGAUGACUGUAUGUUAAUUAGUAACCCGUUUCAAUUGAUUAUGUUAUAAGCUAGGGUUACCAUAUGGCUCCAGAUUAGCCGGACGCUGUGAGACAGAACGGGAUUUCAAACUUGCCCCUAAAUUGAAAUAAAUGAAGGUGUAAAUGAACCAUCCUUCGCUACAAUUAAGAAUGGUGCUUAAAUACCCGCAGGCGCGUCAAAUAACCUAGAAUAUUGUGUUCAGUUCUGGUCACCUCGUUACAAAAAGGAUAUUGCUGCUCUAGAAAGAGUGCAAAGAAGAGCAACCAGAAUUAUCCCGGGUUUAAAAGGCAUGUCGUAUGCAGACAGGCUCAAAGAAUUGAAUCUAUUCAGUCUUGAACAAAGAAGACUACGCGGCGAUCUGAUUCAAACAUUCAAAAUCCUAAAAGGUAUAGACAAUGUCAACCCAGGGGACUUCUUUGACCUGAAAAAAGAAACAAGGACCAGGGGUCAUAAAUGGAGAUUAGAUAAAGGGGCAUUCAGAACAGAAAAUAGGAGGCACUUUUUUUACACAGAGAAUUGUGAGGGUCUGGAACCAACUCCCUAGUAAUGUUGUUGAAGCUGACACCCUGGGAUCCUUCAGGAAGCUGCUUGAUGAGAUUCUGGGAUCAAUAAGCUACUAACAACCAAACGAGCAAGAUGGGCUGAAUGGCCUCCUCUCGUUUGUAAACUUUCUUAAAUAAUUGUAUUAUACCAAGAAUGAAUUGCAGCCAGUCGCUAUUUUUUUCUGUUUGUUAAAAUUCAAUCGCCCAUAUUAUUCUGCAAAUACAAUCUCAUCAUCAUCUCGUUGCUCUAUCGAUAAAUUAGCUAUUCGUUCAUUAAGAUCUGAUCAGAAGCAGCUGAUCAGUGUGAAUUGUUUGCUGCGCCCAAGCAAUUCCACCACAGCAGGAUUAAUCUCAGCAAAGGUGGAGCUCAUUUAUACGUGAAUUACUUUCAAUUUAGGGGGGAUUUUGAAAUCCCGGUCUGUCUCAAAACGUCCGCUUAAUCUGAAGCCACAUGGUAACCCUAUAUAAGCGUCUCUUCGUGAACUAUAAAUCACAAACACAGGAGCUUCUGAUCAAACUAUACAAAGCUGACCAGUAUCGGCGUUGUAGUUUUUUUAAUCUUCCGUUUAACUGUAAAGGUAAUUUAUUAAACUGAUUUUUUAAAAAUUAAA